AUGGGAGAAAAAUAUCAUUAUAAUAAGAAGACAUGGAUGACCAUGGAAAUAUUUAAAGAUUGGUUGAUUAGUUUUGACAAUAAAAUUACAAAUCAAGGUAGAAAAGUGGUUCUUUUUUUGGAUAAUGCACCAUGUCACUCAUUUUACGAAAACUUGAAAAGUGUAAAGCUUCAACUCUUGCCUCCAAAUACUACGUCUGAAAUUCAACCUCUAGACCAAGGAGUUAUACGCUGCUUUAAAUUAGAAUACCGACGUUUUGUUUUGCGAAGACUCCUUUCUCUUAUAGAUUGCGAUAAAAAUUCAUCACAAAUCAUUCAAUCUAUAACAGUAUUAUAUGCCAUUCGGUGGAUUAAACACGCCUGGGAAAAUGUAAAAGGACAGACAAUUGUAAAUUGCUUUAAGAAAUGCGAGCUAAGCAAUACAGCUUUAGAGGCCACUAUCGAUGCAGCUGAUUUAGAAAAUGAAGUGGUUGAACUUUCAAAAGCUGCUGCAAUUCAAUAUGACCCAAAUUCAGAUAAAUAUGAAAAUGGGCUAGAAUGUUACCAUGAUUUAUCGGAAGAUUGGGAGAAAAGAUUUAUAGAUGAUUUAGAUACAGGAGUUCAGUCUGAUUCAGAUAAUGAGAAUGAGUCCCCCGUGCCAUAUUUAUUUAACCAAGAAACGCUAAUAGAAGUAAAUAAACAGAUAUCCCAAUCCAAGGCAUUAAUAAAUGAUGCGAAUUUAANGAAACCUUAG
Molecule: messenger RNA, 732 nt
Organism: Parasteatoda tepidariorum (common house spider)
Lineage: Eukaryota; Metazoa; Arthropoda; Arachnida; Araneae; Theridiidae
Product: tigger transposable element-derived protein 6-like
Source: RefSeq, a predicted model, not a curated record